Puccinia graminis f. sp. tritici CRL 75-36-700-3 is the source of this 1803-nucleotide messenger RNA. RefSeq lists its product as uncharacterized. The transcript is spliced from 2 exons. The coding region runs from base 1 to 1803 and encodes 600 amino acids. The record is from RefSeq and is a predicted model, not a curated record. Lineage: Eukaryota; Fungi; Basidiomycota; Pucciniomycetes; Pucciniales; Pucciniaceae.
AUGGUACAUUUCAGCACUCGGUGUCUGCUCGUCUGUCUUGAUUUUUUUCUUGCGUGUAUAGCUUUAGAGCACCCAACUCGUAACUCUAUCGAUUCACUUCUUGAGGACCGUAUUGAUGAAGUUCCGACCAAUACGAACAACAUGAUGCCCUCCGUGGCUUUUGAAGUCCACCAACCCAAUCUGCCGAACCUUGCGACCACGGGUCAAUCUUCCUUUGAAAAUAUGGGAAAGCAGUUUACACCAGCCGGGCGGAGUAUUGGAACAAACCAAUUGGAUCAUCAGACGAGCGGCUUGGUUCACGGAGCUUCACUCGCCUCACUUCCGUCGUAUAGUAUGGCAGAGUUUAGGUCGAAAGACUUGAUGGAACUCACCCAGACCUAUCCUACUGUGGAAACACAGGCCCCCAAAUACCACAUGUCUACUUAUCUAGACCCAACAAGCUUUUCCUUCUUCCUGAACAGUUUGGAGGAUCAAUUGAAUCAAGCUCUGGUAGCAGGAGGGCAGGAAGCAACUUCUAUGCACAAUGCAAUCUCGAAUGGGUAUGGAGCAGUAGCCUCAUCACACGCUGGUAAUACUCCACCUCCAGUACCUCAAUCUUCACAUGAUUUUCAAACCCCACCAGAUAUUGGUUCCAUGUAUCCAAUGAAUUUCAUAAAUGAAAUACCACCAUGUAUGGGUGGUCCCCUCAAUGGCCAAUUGCUUUCAGAAACAAGAUUCAGACGGACUUCGACUGAUACGUACAUCCAGGGCCCAACAGUGGAAAGAGUCGAGUUUAACCCCUGGUUGACUGAUUCUGCAGUCCUCGACUCUCACAGCAGCCAAUCUGGCUUGCAGAAAAGUGUAAAUGGGCAUGGCAAAAUCCCAGUAAGUGUGAACCCAGCCAACCAAUCUCUUGGAUUUGAUGCACCAGAAGGGAGGCCUGUUUGUGAUAGAUGUGAAGCUACCCCGUCCAAACGCAGGAAGUACACCAAACGGAGACCACCAACUGUCGAAAUCUCUACAAAAAUACCCACUGUGGUACCUGAAAUGAUUAAAUUGAAUCUCAUCCCUUUGGAGAAAAAAUCAAGAAUACUCGUCUUUGACAGGGAAGUAUUCGGAUGUGAAAAUUCCGCUGAAUUGAAUAACGGCAGAUUGAAUCAAGUGCUUUUGAAGCUCGAUUUAUUGGCUCGUCAAAAAAUGCAAGUCUCGCCAGAACACUGUCAUGAGUUAUGUUCAGAGGGAAAUUACAUUCAAAUACCUCGUCAUAUUGGCCCAAACAUGUAUGGGUCAACACCACAAGAAAAGCUCAAAAAAUCAAAUGAAAGAAGGUCUCAAAAAAGAAAUCAACUGAUUGAUUUAAACGAAGAAUUGUGGCUACAUCGAUCACUUUGGUUUCAGUUUUGGGAAGAUAGAACUGGGUUAAAGUUGCAAGAUAAGCCAUUUGGAUUGGCACCACCCGAAAGGCCGGUUCGAAUGCGUAUCAACCAAUGCUUUGUGUUGUUCCCAUUCUAUCUGGAUAUGAUCGCUACCAUCCUCUUUAGGGAUAAUCGAGUUGAAUCGCGGGAAGCUAUUCCAGAAGACCAUGGCUCAGUAUUGAUUAAGAAAUCAAUCGAAAUAUACGAUCAACUAGCCCAAUCUUGGGCUGAAGAAAACUUACAAAUGAAAUCUAAGAGAUUUCAGAAACCAAAUAAGAAAUCAGGUAGUACUACUAACACUUCCACUCAUAUUUUCAAAAUCGAUAACAAGUACCCAGCCAAUAGUGUGAUUAACUGGGAUUUCAUAGAGAACUUCAUUAUCCUUUCAGGUAAUAAAGAGAAUUUCUGA